Ipomoea nil (Japanese morning glory) is the source of this 899-nucleotide messenger RNA. RefSeq names its product casparian strip membrane protein 1-like. NCBI's taxonomy places the organism in Eukaryota, Viridiplantae, Streptophyta, Magnoliopsida, Solanales, Convolvulaceae. The transcript has 3 exons. The coding region runs from base 82 to 711 and encodes 209 amino acids. The record is from RefSeq and is a predicted model, not a curated record.
AAUCAUCAAUCAAGCAUUUGAGCAUUUAAUCAACUAGAAAAACAGAAACAUCAUCGGAUUAUAUUGAUUAAGGUUUCGAUAAUGGAGAAGAGUGAAUCAACCAAGAUUGAUGUUGCAGAGUCGAGCAAAGAGAGGAAAGGGAAAGCUCCACUCUUGGGAGCUCUUAACGUUGCAUCCGACAAUAAGGCGGCGCCGGUGGCCGGUGGAGGAUACAAAAAGGGCCUUGCCAUCUUCGACCUCAUCCUUAGAAUAGUUAGUGUUGCCACCGCCAUCGCUGCCACUGUCACCAUGGCAACCGCCGAGGAAACUCUUCCGUUUUUCACUCAGUUCUUCCAGUUCGAAGCUAGCUAUGAUGAUCUUCCAACUUUCUCGUUCUUUGUGAUUAGCAUGGGGAUAGUGUCUGGAUACCUGGUUCUUUCAUUACCCUUCUCUAUAGUGUGCAUUGCACGGUCAUAUGCAGUCGGUCCAAGGAUGUUUCUAAUCAUAGCGGACACCGUGGCGAUUACGUUGGCAACGGCGGCGGCGGGGUCGUCGGCGGCGAUUGUUUACUUGGCUCACGUCGGGAAUACAGAUGCCAACUGGCUUGCAAUCUGUCAGCAGUUCGGGGAUUUCUGCGAGAGGGCGAGCAGCGCGGUGGUGGUGGGCUUCGUCACGGUGGUGAUCUUGAUUGUUAUGGUGCUUCUCUCUGCUUGUGCUCUUCGAAGACGCUGAUCUGAUAUGAUGAUUAAUCAAGAAAAUGAUUGAAUGCUCGCUUUUGCGGGUUCUAAUAUUAUAUAUAUUUCCUUUGGAUUUUAUCUUCUGAUUUGUGAUUUUAUAUAUAGUGGUGUUGUACGUUGGUGUACUUGUAUUGAUUGAUGGUGGAAAUUGUGUUACAUGUAUCAUAGUGCUUCUUAUCAACA